ACGAGAGCGAGCGAGAGAGACAGAGAGUCAGGGGCGGAGCAGGGCCGGGCGCGGCUGGCUCGCUCUCGCUCGCCGGCGCUCACUCCGCGGACGACCUCCGUGCCGAGAGAGCCGACCGUGCUGCUGGCGCUGCCGCUGGCCCCCGCUGCUCCCGACGGCGGCUCGCGUGUUGUUCGUGUAGUGCCGGCGUGGAGUGGACCUGCGCAGUGCGAGUGCGCCCCCUCCUCCCCCCAGUGCGUGCCACCCACCACCCCCCGCCAGCCCGACCGGGCCGAGGAUCACGAUGUCGAUGGUGAUGAUGGUGACGGCGGCUGUGGCUCCCGACGAAGAACACGAGGUCGCCGUCAGUGCCAGUGCAGUGCUUUGUGUGUGAGUGCAGUGAGUGUUGAUUGUGAGUGGAGUGCCGCCGGGGAGUGCCCGGCCGUGCCGUGGAGGACGCCGUCAGACACCCAGAAGCGCGCGGCACCGGAGCCCCCAUGGGAGUGUAUGAGAACCAACCAGCACAACGCACCGGGAUGCAUUGGCCGCAGCCGGAGCGCCAGCAGCCGUGCGUGCAGCACGCGUACGACCCCUCGAGGGACUUGUCCCCGAACCUGCCCCACCACCACCACCCGCACGGCGGCACCGACACCGCCACCCGGCUGCCCUGCGACCGCCUGGACCCCUUCAACAACAACAAUAACAACAAUAACAGCAGCGGCCAUGACCGGCCCGCGAGUGCCAUGUCGGGGGGCAUGUCCACCCCGCUGAUAUGCGACGAGGACCACCAGGGCUGCCACCAGUGCAGCCACCACCAGGCGUCGACGGCGUCCUCGGUCGUGCCGCCGGCGUCGUCGUCGGCGUCAUCGUCGUCAUGCUCGUCGACGGCGUCGUCCGGGGCGCUGCUGAGGCCCAAGCAGGAGCGGCCGUGCAGCCCGGCGUCGUCGGACGUCGGCGGCGCGGGGUCCACGACGACGACGGAGCUGGAGGCGGCUGGCCCGUGCGCCGGCUGCGGGCAGCGCAUCUCGGACCGCUUCUACCUGCUGGCCGUCGACAGGCGGUGGCACGCCGCCUGCCUGCAGUGCUGCUCGUGCAGGCACGCGCUCGACGGCGAGGUGACGUGCUUCUCCAGGGACGGCAACAUCUACUGCAAGAAGGACUACUAUAGGUUGUUCGGCAUGAAGCGGUGCGCGCGCUGCCAGGCCGCCAUCUCGUCGUCGGAGCUGGUGAUGCGCGCCCGCGAGCUGGUGUUCCACGUGGCGUGCUUCACGUGCGCGCUGUGCCACGCGCCGCUGUCCAAGGGCGACCACUUCGGGCUGCGCGAAGGGGCGGUGCUGUGCCGCCUGCACUACGAGGCGCUGCCGCCCGCCUCGCCCACCCCGGGCUUCCCGCCGCCGCCCGGCCCCGGCGGCGAGGGCGGCUUCUCGCCCGUGCCGCCCCCGUCGGCGGCGUCCUUCCGGGCCGUGCCGCCCUCGCCGCAGGGCAUGUCGCCGAGCGGGGGCGGCGGCCUACCCCCCGGGGGCCUGUCCGGCGCGCUGCCCCCCGGCGCCGCCAUGAUGCCCCUCGGGCCGCACGGGCCGCUGCCGCCCCACCUGGCCAUGCCCCACCACGGCCCCGGCGUCGGCCCCGACCCCAAGCUGCCCUUCUUCAACGGCGGCGUGCCCCAGGUCGUGGCCCCCGGGCCCCGGCAGAAGGGCCGGCCGCGCAAGAGGAAGCCCAAGGAGAUGGAGGGCAUCACCGCCGCCAUGGGAGACAUGGGCGGCGACUCGUACCUGGACGGGCCCUUCGGACCGGGCACCCCCGGCAUGCACGGCAACUCGAGGUCCAAGCGGAUGCGCACCUCCUUCAAGCACCACCAGCUGCGGACCAUGAAGUCGUACUUCGCCAUCAACCACAACCCGGACGCCAAGGACCUCAAGCAGCUGUCGCAGAAGACCGGGCUGCCCAAGAGAGUACUGCAGGUGUGGUUCCAGAACGCCCGGGCCAAGUGGCGGCGGCUGAUGCUGAAGCAGGAGGGCAAGGGUGGCGACAAGUGCGGCGGCGACAGCCCCGGCGACAUGGACCACGGCUUUGCGGGCGGCAUGGGCGGCGCCCCCGGCGGGCCCCACAGCCCCCAGUUCAUCCUCGGGGGCUCGCCGCUGGAGUGCUAGCAGGGGGCGGCGUCGGACAUCCUGGAUACUCCAGAGUCCGACGCCCUCGGCUUCCACUCGUCGUCCGGCGGCGGCAUGGGCGGUUACUACCACCACCUCCAGCAGCAGCACCACCAGCGCCGCUACCACGACGACGACCUCCACUGCUACGACGCCGCCGACGCGUCCCUCGACGCUUCCUCGUCGGCGGCGUCCCUCGUCGGUGACGGUGACGACGACGAGUCGCGCCCGUACCUCUGCCUCGCCCAGCUCUAAGCGCUGACCGUCACCCCAAACACCUCGAAGUCUGCCGCAGCACGCCAAGACGACCUGUGUGUGUGUGUGUAUGUGUGUGUUGGAGCACGUGCUCCAAGGUGGUGACAGACAUGUUAGUCAGUGCAUUGUGAUAUCCGUUGGAGAAGCAGAGAAGUACCUGAACAUCGCCCUCGUUUGGAAGGGAUUAUCCCCCCCUCCCCUACCCUUUCUCAUCUCCGGUCGUGCCCCUACCCCUUCCCUCCCGCGCUCCAUAAAAGGAACGCGCCUCGAAAGGCGCUCUUCAACACAGACUUCUUUUUAUAAGUUCCUACCAAAUGACAUUACAUAAACUUAAUUAUUCUUGGCUUGUGAUCGUAAAUAUUGACUUGUUUAUUAUUUGAGCGAUGUACAAAGUGUAUACACAUAGAGCGGAGAAAAAGAUUAUUAUUAUUAUCAUCAUUAUUACAAUCAUUAUUAUUAUUAUAUAUUCUGCGCCUCGGGGACAUGUGUCACCUGUGUGAAAAGUGUAAAGCCUGAGCUGCUGACAAUGGGCUGUAAUGUAUGAAUGUUCUGUAGAAAAAAGUAACUGGUUUUCAUACUAUUAACUUAAUUGGCGAUUGUUUUUUUUAAAAAAUGUGACAUUCUCAGUGCAAUAGGACGCGUCCUGGUCCUGGUGUGUGUUUAAGAUCACCUCUUUCGGCGCGCUUCGCCGCUUCGGCGCGUCAAACGACUCAACUCUCAAAGACUGCGUGGUCACAGGGUGAGGCGAUCCGAGACAUCGUGCAGAGCAAAGUGGAAAAGAGGCGUUGUAAUUGUGAUCACCGUCACAUGUUUGCCUAAUUGGUGAAAAUGGCGGAAAAAUGCUCUUGUGGUGCCCGUUUUCUUCAAAAGAACCCUUUCGGUACUGCAGUGUGCUACGCUCUGCUUCGAAGAAUCCCUAUCGCUGAUUUAAAAGCCUGGCGAGAGAACCGGCGAAAAUUCACAGGUUGGCAGUGGCAGCGGUGUGUUGGCAAGCAUGUAGGGGAGAGGGAAAGGGAGGGGGGAAGCAGUCGUGGGAGACCCGGCCUCUUCCUUGAACAGCGUGUGGGGGCGCGGGCGGGCAGCAGAGAGAGAAAAGAGAGAGAGGGGAAGAGAGAGGGAUAUGCAACGGUGCGAAGCAAUGCAGGCAUGUAGUAAGAGCCUGCAGCAGGUCUGAGGGGGGUACAAAAGGGCUAUGUGGAGCGGCCGACCGGGUAUCUGCAAGGGUUGAGGGAACGACUUGAAAGUUAACCAGAACCGCAAAUUUUAUCUUCCUCUGACCCUCCCCCCCUCCCUCCAAAAGGCGCCACUGACAUUCUCUUUCUGAUCCUUUCCUCUCCUCCCGUCGAUCUGUAUUUGCGGCAGCAGCGUCGUGCUCCGCUUUCAGUCACGUCGGCUAAAAGCUUGUCGGAUUAAUUAAUGAUAAUUAUUCGCCGGGUCCGAGCGGGGGCCCCGAGCGGCACUUCUAGUGUUACUGUCCGGCCACUUUGUUGCGUUCCGCCAGCGAAAUUUAUAAUUCUAGGGCCACGAGCGGCCAGCAAGCGAGCCCAUUUGCAUCGAGCGGAGACUCGGCGGAAAAAUCCGCAGAGACAUGAUCCUUUUUUUUAUAUCUUUGCUCCAAAAUUUAUUGUGGCUCUGCCUGCUCGCCCUCCCACACAAAGACUGUUUUCGAGAGGUCAUUGGACUAAUGAAACCGCGACGCCUCAAAACGGCUCUGCCUUUGCAAAUGAAAAGAUUACAUUAAAAUUCGGCGAAUAUGCGUUGCCGGGCUACAGGCCUCCUUUCACUUUGCCCUGCACAACAAUAAUGCUUCAAAUGGGUUCAAAAGAGGAACGAAAUAGUUAAGUUAUUUUAUAGGAAUUGUAAAUUGUAAUUGUUGUACAAUGUCAAAUGAUAUACAUAUAUAUAUUAAUUUUAUUUUUAUCACGUUAUGUUCCUUGAAGUUGUUUUUUUUUCGGUACUUAUUAUUGGCAGUUGUGAUGUAUUACAAAACAUUUUUUUGUAAUUGUAUAUUGUCUGUCAAAAAAAAAACCAAUCACAUGAAUUGGAUUGCAAUUUUUUUCAUUAUUUUUUUUUGUUGCAAAACUGCAGUUUUGUCCGCAUGGGCAAAAAAUUAAAAGAAAAAAAAAAUUGGCACAAUAUUUA
Messenger RNA from Frankliniella occidentalis (western flower thrips), 4526 nucleotides. Its product is annotated as LIM/homeobox protein Lhx9. Gene Ontology annotation, molecular function: RNA polymerase II transcription regulatory region sequence-specific DNA binding; DNA-binding transcription factor activity, RNA polymerase II-specific. Bases 477 to 2129 code for a protein of 550 amino acids. Gene Ontology annotation, biological process: regulation of transcription by RNA polymerase II; neuron differentiation. Lineage: Eukaryota; Metazoa; Arthropoda; Insecta; Thysanoptera; Thripidae. Gene Ontology annotation, cellular component: nucleus. The record is from RefSeq and is a predicted model, not a curated record. The transcript has 5 exons.